Monomorium pharaonis (pharaoh ant) is the source of this 3741-nucleotide messenger RNA. RefSeq names its product GATOR complex protein WDR59 (gene Wdr59). NCBI's taxonomy places the organism in Eukaryota, Metazoa, Arthropoda, Insecta, Hymenoptera, Formicidae. The record is from RefSeq and is a predicted model, not a curated record. The coding region runs from base 675 to 3605 and encodes 976 amino acids. Gene Ontology annotation, molecular function: protein binding. The transcript has 20 exons.
GCGCAUGUGCGUGAUGCGUGUGGGAAGCCGUACGUACGCGCGCGCGCGCGCGUGCGAGACCGUGACCGGGAGCUUGUCUCUUUUCGUUCCGAAACGGAAUAUCGGCUCUCUCGCGCUUCUCUCGCGUUUGAAAGCGAGACAAUAUAGCACGGAAUAUCGGGAGGGAAAGGCAAGGAGAUGACAUGAAGUUCACAGGCCACUGACGAUUUGGUACACCACUUGGAAAUCCAUUUGGACUCCAGCGCCUUGCUUUUUUAUUUGAUACCUCGGUUUCGAAUUACUUAAUUAAAUUUUUUAAAUUAUUCAACAUUAUAGAGGAGAUCUGUAUAUAAAUGAUACGCCAGAGAUAAAAAAAAUCGCAAUGGAUGUAGAAUUAUUAAAUAUUAAUUGAUAAAUAAUGAACGAAGAGAGAUUACUAAACACCGUAUUAUUAUUAUUUAAUAUUUCUUUUUGAUGUGCUAUUUAAAAAUCUGCACUGUUGUGUAUAUAAACAUUCUGUAUGGGUGUAUGUAUUUGUGUGAGUUAAAUAGCCAUGGCGCGCGCAUCGGCGGAUCGGCCUGUAUUUAUUUGGUGCGAUUCUAACCUCGCAGGAUCAGCGCAGGAUAGCAUGACGAAAAAUGAUAUGAGACGAGAGAUAGCUUGUCGUUGAAUGUUUAAAAAUUUAUUUAAUCAAAAUGUCGAAAAGAAACAGCGAUUAUGUGGUUACGGAGCACCGCGAUUUACAGGCUAACACCAUGGCAGUGGACGCGACUGGUAAUUAUGUUCUCCUGGCCGGACGCAGAUACUUAGCAGUGAAGCAUCUGGAUGAGGAUGUAAAUACGGUGAAGAAGUUUCCACGACAAAGCAAAUAUGAGGUUGGCUCUGCCGAAUGGAAUCCAUGCGAUUUGAAUUGCCACUUGUGUGCGAUUUCGAGCAACACACGAAUCGAAAUAUUGAGUUUCAAUGAAAUGGGAGGGUACGAAUUGCAAACUAUGCAGAGCCUGAAAGCACACACGCGAGUGGUCAGCGAUCUAAACUGGCAUCCCAAAGAGCCAGAUAUUAUUGCCUCUUGCAGCAUCGAUACAUUUAUACAUAUUUGGGACAUACGAGAUUCAAGAAAACCAUGCAUGUCUUUGUCUGCAGUUGCGGGUUCAUCCCAAGUACGUUGGAACCCUCUGUCGUCACAUACUUUGGCCACAGCACACGAUGGAGAUGUCAAGAUAUGGGAUCAGCGGAAGGCAACAAGUCCUGUGCAAUAUAUAACAGCUCAUUUGACAAAAAUACAUGGUUUAGAUUGGUGUCCCUUUCAACAAAAUCAAUUAGCAACAUCGAGUCAAGACUGCACUGUCAAAAUCUUUGACAUUGUCAAUCCACGCAGAGCUGAGAAUAUCUUGACGACGAAUUCUCCUGUGUGGAGAGCGAGAUACACGCCCUUUGGAGAGGGUUUAGUGACAAUAGUGGUGCCGCAAUUACGACGUGGAGAAAACAGUCUUCUACUAUGGAACACAUCGAAUCUCAGUACGCCGAUAUAUACGUUCGUGGGCCAUACAGAUGUUGUGCUAGAAUUUCAAUGGCGGCAUCAGAAACUAGAAAAUAGCGAAUUUGAACUUGUGACGUGGUCUAAGGAUCAGUGUUUGAGAAUAUUUAAAAUCAGUCCUUUUAUAAAGAAAUUAUGUAGCAAUGGUAUGGAUGACGGCCUGUCAGUCUACAGUCAGUAUUCUGAAGAGAGUAAUCUAAGAACUCUGCAAUCUGUUCAAGAACUGCAGCUGAACCCUUCUCAGAGCGAACCUGAGAUUAAUUACAUUACGACCAAAGUGGACGAGCCUGUGCUACAGUCUGAAACGACUAAUAUUCCAGACAAUUCCAAAAAAAUCUCAUCCCCUACGCAGCCAAAGAGUUUGCAGCAAGAGUUUUCCCUGAUAAAUAUGAACAUACCAAAUAUAGAGGUGAACGCGAUGGACGUCGUGGAGAGAAGCUGUAUGAUAACUGCGUGUACAAAAAAUUAUAAUGUGAUAUUAAAAGUAAAUUUUCCUGUGAAUUAUCCGUGCAGCGCUCAACCAACGUUCCAGUUUUGUUCCGGUACGACGAUCGACAACGUGAUGAUGACUAAGCUACUGAAGGUUCUUGUGCAAACCGCUCAGCAUCGCGUCAAAAAGAACAGAUCGUGCUUAGAGCCAUGUCUCCGGCAGCUAAAUAUAACUUUAGAGCAAAUGUGCAAGAAGGACGAGGAUGAAAACAAUCAUUUAGUGUAUCACAUGCAGGAUAAUAGCAACUUUUUAAGCUCUCCCAAUAUCUGUGCGAACUAUCAGGACUCCUAUAUACCGUUUCCUAGAACGUCUGGCGCCAAAUUUUGUUGCGUAGGUAUUCUUGUUUGUUUCGGACGACCUUCUUACACGAGAAGAUCAUCGAUGAAACCGGGAGAUGCGACGCCCAGAGCAUUGUCUGCCUUGGACAAUAGCAUCGGUAAUGGCGAACCUUUUAUGCAUAUGUAUCGAAGUUCCUACGUGCCAACUAAUGAUAACAUGUCUAUCAGCUCAUACUAUUUUCAAGAUCGUCAGAAGGAUCUCCGACGUGGAUUGCACAGUACGGGUAGAAUGCACGAUCGAUCAUAUUUUAAGAAUUGUCACCCGAUGGUUAUGAUAUACGACGUUUCAUUAUUAUUUUUCGUCAAUAAGGAGCUCGCCGAGAAGUAUACAAUCAACACCGCUGACAUUCAGGCCAUGUAUAAGCACAAUGCAAAUGUGACUGCUGCACUAGAAAGGCCUGACUUAAUUCAGACUUGGUGUUUAGCUGGUUUAAUAAUUUCGCAGCCACCGUCUAAUACUGAGCAGAACUCGUGCCAGACGGGCCAUUCUCCCGACAUCAAUCCUCCAUGGCCUUUACAUCCCUGGGGCCAAAAUUUAAUUCAUUUUUUAAUACAGCAUUAUGCUAAGCAGUCUGACGUUCAGAUGGCUGGUAUGCUGAGCUGUGCACUUAGUUAUCGAUCCGAGAACACGGAUACUUCGCAAACCAGGCUAACUAGCAAAUCCGUAAAUGACAGUAGGCUUUCCAUAGGAAAAUGGUGGUUAAAGCCUGGCGGUUCGCCUUAUCACACUAUACAUCUGGCAGAUACCACGUUAGAAGGUUGGAAUUUUCAGAAUCUGAAACAACACAGAUCAAAUUCGUGGUCAGAGUCAUUGGAUGAUUUAAAAAUCAUUCAAGACACUUUUGGAGACUCGGCAAAAAACAUUAAGUUGUUUGACGAAAAGUACACGGCGUUGUAUGACGGUUAUAAGAAGGCGUAUGCCGAGGUGUUACAUAGGUGGGAGCUGUUGGAAGCUCGCGCGCAGGUAUUGAAACAUCUGAGCGCGUCCUCGUUCGAUGUGCAAAAAGACGUCGAAUUGCAGAACGAGUGCCGGAUCUGUGGCAAGAUCAGUCCAGGUCCGCAGUGCGCUAACUGCAAAGGGUUGAGCUUCCAAUGUAUUGUCUGCCACGUUACAGUUAGAGGUGCGAGUAACUCUUGCAUGUUUUGCGGUCAUGGGGGACACAUUGAACAUUUAGCGGCAUGGUUCGCCAAAGAGGUAGUAUGUCCUACAGGCUGCGGCUGUCAUUGCUUGCAGGAAAAUUCAGUGCUAUUUAAAAUAUAGGUAAUGUAGACGAAAUUUAUAUUUAAUCUUAAAAUAAUGGUCUGUGAUAGUUAUUGUUACAAAAAAAGAAUAAAUUUCUUUCUAUUCUAUGUACUAUCAAUAGUUUUAUCCGACUGCGUGAAAAAAUAAUUGCUCA